AUGGGAACGUCGUACCUCAAAGACAACAGGCAAGACAUACUUCUACAACAAAACCUCGGGCCAGAGCACUUGGGAGAGUCCGAACCAACAAAGUGCCUCGCUGACGAGACAGAGGUCUUCCAGCGUCUCUGCAUCAGUGGAUGUUGCACCAGGAAAGACAUGAACAUCGAUCAAUCAGAGGAUUUCAUCCGGCUGAGUACCACUGAUUCUCUGUCUGCCAAGAUAGAGACUUUGGAUCCCGCCAGACAAGAGCUUGCGGAGCGGCAUGAUUCCUUGCCAGGCCGAUCAGAUCGCGGCGAGGGCUCACUUAGGAGGACCCCCUCCAUGAGCAGACUCGUGAGGUCCAAGAGCGUCAGCAACUUUCCCUCCGUCCAGGACCUCCAACGAGCAGUUGCGGAGGAGGCUGGUGGCAAGGACUUGUCUCUUCCAACCGGAAGUGCUGCUCUCAACCCACCGAACUUGAGGAUUCAACGGCUCAAGUCCCUGGGCUUCAAGUCCCUCCCGUCCUCUUCCAGCGCUCAAUAUCUCAAUGCGUCUCCUCCCACCACUCCGCAUGAUUCUUGUCCUGGCACACCAACGGCAGCGCUGGAGCGUCAGAGCAGUUCAGGGGAAGAGAGCAUGACAUUGAAGCCCAGCUUGUCGCCCGAUGCAGAGCCCAGCAAGGUAGGAAGGAGGGCAUCGGCCUCCUCGACCAGCAGCCCCGAACUGAAGGAGCUCAAAUCCGUACAGAGUGAGGCCAGCGCAGGAGAGAAGGCGCGUCGCUCGUCAGACAAGGUGAAGCGCGAGUUGAAGGCCAACGACGAUUGUUUCUACGUUGACAGGGAUGGAGGAAUAGUUCCCGCAAAGGUGGUGCGCGUGGACCAAAGCAUCGAUCCUCCAGGCUUCGAAGUAUACAUGAUCAGCAGGAACAGGUUCGUCGUGACAGAGAGAUUCAGGUUGCUCAAAGUGUCGGAGGCGACCGCGUACAUGGAAAGGAGGAAGCAGUCGAAGCAAGGGAGGAGUGAGGACCAGUGA
This is a messenger RNA of Guillardia theta CCMP2712, 1014 nucleotides long. RefSeq lists its product as hypothetical. Bases 1 to 1014 code for a protein of 337 amino acids. The record is from RefSeq and is a predicted model, not a curated record. NCBI's taxonomy places the organism in Eukaryota, Cryptophyceae, Pyrenomonadales, Geminigeraceae. The transcript has 8 exons.